UGGCAAAUAAUAAGUAUGACGCCCACCUCAAGGAAGGCUUGCCUGCCUGCCAUGAGCAGCGUGUGACUUUUCUUUGGAUGUUCAGGCCGGGAGCAAUAAUUCCUCGUGGUGCACUUGUCUGCGAGCUGUAAUUUGUCACCAUAAACGUGACGACGAAACCUCUUGGAGCGCUGCCUCGCUCCUUUCAAAAAGCCAUUUCCACUCCAGCCAUGUGCACGUGCGAUACAUAUUUAUAUAUUUGAUACAUCUGUUUACCGGCCGCGUCGAUGACUUUUAACCCUUUUGUUGAAAAGAGAGGGGAAGAAUCAGCAGUUUUAGCACAAAGAGGUCAAUAAUUAAUCCUCAGCAUCCCACGCGGACUGACUUUUUCUUCUUCCCCCAACAAAAAAAAGGAGCGAGCGUGCAUGUUGAAAGCUGACGAGACGUUUUUCUUUCUCUUAAGAAAAAAAGGCAACAUUACCAUGCCGAGGGAUUCCCCACGCAUGCACUGCUUGCUCCUCCAUCCACUUUGCCUGCAAGUCAUUUCAUCCAGUUAAUCAUUAAGAACCCCCACAUACACACAUUCCUUGUCUUCUGGUUCUAUUAAGGAUGCACUUUUGUGAUUAUGUUCAAUUUCUCCCUCGCCCUCAUUUGCUUGCAUGAGGAGGAGGAAGAGGAGGAGGAAGAGGAGGAGGAGGAGAGGCAGCAGCUUAAUUUGAACUAAGGCGCGACUUCAUUUGCAUAAUUUUUCUUGUCUAUGGUGUGACGACGCGGUUCGGGCCAUUUGAGUGGCGAUCACACAAGAGGGUCCAGUCCAGUCCGGUCCAGCCUCCUUAUACGCAGAAGCAUCGCUUCCAAUGGCCUGACGAUCAAUUGGAGCCCUCCGAGCCAGAUAAGACUUAUCUUGGCUGACCCGCCCGCUUUCCUAAUCUCCAUGUACACAUCCACGUCGAGUGGGGAAGACACGAAGAAGAAGACGAGGAGAAAAAAAAAAGCAAAGGGGGGCUUCUUCUCCUCCUCUCCUCUUUUUUUUCUCCCCUCUCUCGACUCUCCUUGUUGUGGUGGCUGCGUGCGUGCAUGCAUGGCGCUCGCUCGCUUCCUCAACUUUCCUCCGGAUUACUACUUUGAUCGAUUUCGCCGCUGAAUGAGAAAAUAUUGCUCGCUACUCUGCAUUGGUCGUCAGAGGUUAAGGUUCACCCGAGGAGGCCAUUGGCGGAGAGGCGUCACGUGACCACGGGGUGCCAAUGUUCUUCUACAAGGGUGUCAAGACCCUGUCACUUUGUGAAAUAAAUAUUGGGAAACGGCGAGAUGCAAAAGGCAACCUACUACGACAGCUCGGCAAUUUACACUGGCUACCCGUAUCAAAGCGCAAAUGGCUUCAGUUAUGAUGCCAAUCAGGUCCAAUAUCCCCGCGCCUCUCAUGUGGAAAGUGACUACCAUCGACCCGCCUGCUCGCUGCAGUCUCCCGACGGCUCGGCGGCGGAGAGCCGCGGCGACGGAAGCGCCGCGCAGCCGCCGCCGCCGCCGUCCACCGAGAGCAGCCCGACGCCCUCACGCUCUCCCUCGGAUGCCGGCAAGCCGAGCGGAGCCAAAAGCGGCUCGCCGUCGUCGGCCAAUCGCGGCAAGCAGAUCUUUCCCUGGAUGAAGGAGUCACGCCAGAACACCAAGCAGAAACCCGCAAAUAGCGCCAGUUCAGUGGAGAGCUGCCCAGGAGACAAGAGUCCUCCCGGAUCGGCGGCCUCCAAGCGGGCCCGGACUGCUUACACCAGCGCCCAGCUGGUGGAGUUGGAGAAGGAGUUCCACUUCAACCGCUACCUUUGCCGGCCACGUCGCGUGGAGAUGGCCAACCUACUCAACCUGACCGAAAGACAGAUCAAAAUUUGGUUCCAGAACCGCAGGAUGAAAUACAAGAAGGAUCAAAAAGGCGUGGGGAUGAUGCCGUCCCCUGGGGGCCAGUCCCCCCGCAGUCCGGUGGGCCCCACUUCGGGGGGAGGCUACCUCACCUCUAUGCAUUCUCUGGUCAACAGUGUUCCUUACGAGUCCCAGUCGCCCACCUCAUAUACUAAAAACCACCAGAACGCGUACGGAAUGGCCCCAUCGUACCCACCGCCUCUCAACAACUCCCAUAAGAGGUACCCCGACUCGGCCACGCCCGAGUACGAAGCGCACGCCCUGCAGAGUGGCAACUACAUGCAAGGCAGCCCCGUGUACGUCGGCGGUGGUUACGUGGAAGCCGCGCCCAACUCCGGGGCGUCGGUUUUCGGCCUCAGCCACCUCUCGCACCCGCCGCCGCCGUCCUCCAACAUGGACUACAACGGAGCAAUCACGAUGGGCAACAGUCAGCACCACGGCGGGUGCGAGGCCGCCCCAACCUACACGGACCUUACGCCGCAAUACUCUCAGGGAAGAAUCCAGGAAGCGCCCAAACUGACUCAUCUGUAGCGGUGCGAGGCGCAGCCGAUCCAUCAAUCCGUCCGUAUCACUCCGCCCAUUGUCUCGCGGCCACCUACGGACCGCAUCACCCCCUUUUCUUUGUGUGCCUCCACACUGCGUCGAGCUUCUUUAUUUCUUUAGCUUUUCCUUAUAGUUUGAUGACGUGUGACGUAGCAUAUAGGAUAAAUAAUCUUUUUUCUCUUUUAAUUUUGCUCCAAAAGACAUUUCCGCAGGCUCGAGGAGGGCCUAUUUAAUCGAUUUUGAAAUGUUUUUUUUUUUUUCAAAUUCAAAACAGGGUAUUAUGUAAACAUGUUAGUCGUUUUUUUAUGUGAACUUAUUUAUCCGCAUUUGAAGUUAAUUUUUUAAUGCAUUUUGUUGCACUUGUGAAAGGAUCCGAUGCAUUUGUCAAAAUAAGGGUGACGAGCUAUAAUAGCCCUUUUUCUUGUCUUGUUCUAUUUGGACUUUCUGAUGUUAUUUAUUUUUUUAAGUGUUAAAAAAAUAGUCCUGGUAUUAUUUGACAGCCUUCAGUGGGUUCGAGUCGUCCCUCUAUUUUCAGUCCGCUCCAUUUCCACCCUUCUUCUUCGAUUGGAUAUUUAGUUUUUUAUUAGUUUCCUCGCAAAAUCAAUUCAGUCGACGCAAUAAGGGUGGAAAGAAGGAUAACACGAGUUUCUUUUCGUACCACACUACGAACAAUUUCAUAUACAUUCCAUGCUGCUCCGGUUCGAAAUCAAUAAAACCAUUGAAAUACGAUCACAGCAUAUUUGUUUUAAUUCAAAUUAAUUUCACAAUGCACGUAAUUUGUCUUUAUUAUGAGAAAAUCGAGAAUUAAAUUUCUCUUAA
This is a messenger RNA of Corythoichthys intestinalis (scribbled pipefish), 3252 nucleotides long. It is a transcript of the gene hoxa3a, whose product is annotated as homeobox A3a. The transcript is spliced from 3 exons. Gene Ontology annotation, cellular component: nucleus. The record is from RefSeq and is a predicted model, not a curated record. Bases 1288 to 2421 code for a protein of 377 amino acids. Gene Ontology annotation, biological process: embryonic skeletal system morphogenesis; regulation of transcription by RNA polymerase II; anterior/posterior pattern specification. Gene Ontology annotation, molecular function: RNA polymerase II cis-regulatory region sequence-specific DNA binding; DNA-binding transcription factor activity, RNA polymerase II-specific. Lineage: Eukaryota; Metazoa; Chordata; Actinopteri; Syngnathiformes; Syngnathidae.